GAAUCCUCCUUAAAGUGGUGAAGAAUCCGCGAGCGCGAGUGAAAGAGGCCCCCCAUACGAAAUUGCGCUUACCCCUCACCCACGCAUCCCUCUGUGAUCUAUAUAUAUAAUGUGAUUUCUGCCGGAGCUGUGUGGCUACUUUAUGGGGCGUGAUGUUUCUGGUGAAGAUUGUCGUGUGUUUCCUGCUCUUUCAGCUCGUUGAGGUUGUCUAUGGGGCACGAGAGCUCCCCAUGGUCACAAUUCCCGAUCAGGGCACCCUCAUGGGCACCUACCUCAAAAUGUUUCGCAUCCAGACAGUUGUGGCCUACCUCGGGGUUCCCUAUGCCCAACCCCCCAUCAAUGAGAAUCGUUUCGCCCCACCCGUUGUUGAUAAUCUACCAACGUGGGAGGGUGUACGGAAUGCCAGCCAAUUGCCGGCAGAUUGCCUCCAGAGCGCCACAAGGACCCCAAAGAAGCAUGAGGAGGCUCUGCAGGCUAUCAUAGUGCCCCAAAGUGCUGCUGUGGGUAGUUCAAUGGUUAGCAGUGGUGGUAGUGGUAGUGGUGAUGGAGAUGUGACCACUGCAUCUCCACCGAGGCUCUACGAUGAGGAUUGUCUCUAUCUCAAUGUCUACAUUCCUGAUGCUCCUCCUCCUCCGGAUGGCUAUGCUGUAAUUGCUUGGCUACAUGGUGGUGACUUCUCAUCGGGUAGUGCCACUGAGCUCAAUCCCUUCCAACUUGUGCUCAAGCAGAAGGUCAUUGUUGUGUCCAUUGCCUACCGUUUGGGGAUUUUUGGUUUCCUCACCACGGCCGAUGGGGAAGCUCCAGGGAAUUUUGGGCUGAUGGAUCAAUCAGCUGCCCUACUGUGGGUGAAGCGGAAUAUUAAGCUCUUCGGUGGCAAUGAGGCCUCCAUCACAGCCAUGGGGCAUGCUUCGGGGGCAAUUAGUGUUGGGCUUCAUCUCAUCUCGGGUGAUUGGUCUGAGGGACUCUUCACGCGUGCUAUUAUGAUGUCAGGCAGCCCACUUCUGGAGACAAAUGUCCGCGAAGCGAAAGCCUAUGGAAGUGCCCUGGAUAGAACAGCAAAGACUUUUGGGUGCUUCCGGAGGCCAACGUCGAAACUCAUCAACUGCCUGCGGAAUGUCCCAGCGCAGAUUCUUGCUGAUAGUGCUCCUGUGAAUGAUUGGGGGCCGGUGAUUGAUGAUGGGUUGAGUAAUCAAACUACACCAUUUGUGCCGGAUGCCCCAAAGGCACUCGUGGAACGAGGGCAGAUCCACAAAGUCCCACUCAUGAUUGGCUUCACCGACAUGGAGGAAGUGCUGGAGCUGGCUGUUGGGGAUAUUCUCACCGAGGGAAUUUCCAGUGAGAUGUACGACACACUUCUGGGCGACAUGGUUCUCAAUGAACUCUCCCAGUUUGAAUCAAAUGAUUCCUGUGCUGGCAACAAUCAGAUUGUGAUAGAUGCCGUGAAUUUCGUGUACAAACCCUACCCGCCCACGAUGGAGCCAACAGUUCUGCGGAAGCGCUUCAUUGACUUCAGUACGGAGAAGAAGUUUGCAGCACCAGCAAUCUCCCUGGCAGCUGCAAUGAGUCAGAAGAAGGGUGAUGUCUUUGCCUAUCGCUUCGACAUGAAAGCCCGUUCUGCGGGAGUUCUCGAGGGUGUUCCCGAGUGGGUUGGUGUGCCCCAUGGAUUUGAUGCUCUCUUCGUCUGGGGACUCCCCUACUGGGCACAGCUUCCGUCAGGGGCGCAGUGGGAUCGUGCUGAUAAGCAAAUUGCCGAGAUUAUCAUGACACUCUGGGCGAAUUUUGCAAAAUUCGGCAAUCCCACCGAGAUGGGGGUGUACAUAAAGUGGGAGAAAUUCACAGCAGACUCCCCGGGGAUCCUCAUUGUGGAUCGUGCCUUCAAUAUGAGUGAUCGCUCAAACAUGAACUACGGCUCAGUGCAAUUCUGGAAUGAGUACUACCCCAAAGUUGUCACAUUUGCCAGUCAGUGCUGCAAUGCAACCAAUGUUGCUGCAUCCUGGCACACGGAUAUCCCCCGGGAGGCCACGGGGAUCCUCCUCUUGGCACACUUUGGCAACUUCCUGGCCACACUCAUUGCUAGGACGUAGUGGGAGGCCUCCCCCUCAUACGUGUGGGGUAUGUAAAUAGCAAAUCAGCAGGUGAGAUCCCUUCCUGAAUCCCUCCCUCACGUGGACUCUUUUCUUGAAGCCCGGGAAAAUUUAUUUGAAUUUUCUUUCUUUAACAAUUCCUCUAAUUCUUUGUUUUUUUUUAGCUGGAUAAUUUUUUCUUUUUCCUUCAAAAACUUUAAAAGGGAAAUUUUAUUGCUAUUUUACUGACCACACCACCUGCUUGGAAAACUUCCUUUUGCGAGCUUUAAGAGCUUUAAUAAGAGGUGUUUCAAAAUGUGAAAUUAUGCUUCCCUCGACGAGUGACUUUUAUGUGCUGUAAAAUCAGAGACAUUUCCUUACCCCAUUCUACCUGCAUUUGAGCCCUUUCACCCCAUUUGGGGGCAAUGUUUUGAAGGAAUUUAUUUUUCUUUUUCAACGUUUUAAGAAAAUAUAUCAAAAAUUCGCCUAAAAAACAACGAAAAAUCAUUGAAAAUUUUAUAUUUUUUUCUCUUUUAAAAUAAAUUUAUAAAGAAAGCUUAAUUCUCUUUAUUUUAAAGGCAACUUCAAAAAAGCUCAAAGUUUAAUGUUUUCCCUUUUGCAUACUUAAGAAAAUCAAGGAAUGAGUCCACGUCUUUCUUUCUUACUAAAAAACAAUUUCUUGCACCCUCAUUUAGAGAUAUAAAAAAAAAUUAUUAAAGAAUAAAAUCUUGUGAGAAUUAUUUUUGUCCCGUACAAAGGUCAAAGACAAGAAAAAAUGUAUAAAAAAUGUGCAUUAAAUAAAGAAGAGUUUAUCUAAAAAUUUUACCGAAGAAAAAAA
Lutzomyia longipalpis is the source of this 2901-nucleotide messenger RNA. RefSeq names its product cholinesterase. The record is from RefSeq and is a predicted model, not a curated record. Lineage: Eukaryota; Metazoa; Arthropoda; Insecta; Diptera; Psychodidae. Gene Ontology annotation, cellular component: cell surface; synapse; postsynaptic membrane. Bases 153 to 2084 code for a protein of 643 amino acids. The transcript has 3 exons. Gene Ontology annotation, biological process: modulation of chemical synaptic transmission; presynaptic membrane assembly; chemical synaptic transmission. Gene Ontology annotation, molecular function: signaling receptor activity; neurexin family protein binding.